This is a messenger RNA of Amyelois transitella, 1788 nucleotides long. Its product is annotated as synaptonemal complex protein 1. The record is from RefSeq and is a predicted model, not a curated record. The transcript has a single exon. Bases 1 to 1788 code for a protein of 595 amino acids. NCBI's taxonomy places the organism in Eukaryota, Metazoa, Arthropoda, Insecta, Lepidoptera, Pyralidae.
AUGAACGAUAUUUCAAAUUUAGAUAUUGAGUUCAAAAGAUAUUUGCAGAUAAUGAGACCCUAUCUGGGACUCUUACAGGACCAGGACACGAUCGACAUCUGUAACGCUUGGAUUAAGCGUUUGUCGCAAUGUAAGAAGAAAGAGAAGUAUUUGCGUAAUAAGUAUAUCUUCUCCCUCUGUUUCCAAUUGGCACAAGGGGUUUUUGAAGAACCAUUCAAUAGAUUUCCCACCACUGACAGUCUAUCACCACUAAAUGAUGACGUCAAUAGUGAUGCUUCUUCGGAAGUAGAAUAUGUCGUGAUCAACGGCGAUGAUGGAAGCACCAAAAUAACAUACGAUAGCGAACCUCAUUCGGAAUCUGAAUGUUUUUCACAAAACCUGGACUCCGAAGACAACAAAAGCAACAGUGCUCAAAAUAACGCAAUUAAUCAACAAAUAAAUCAAAAGCGGAUUAUGAAUGUACCCAAGCAAACAUUAGUUUACACGUGUUCUGAUAUUAUAAGAAAUAAGCCGAAAGUCAAUGUUAUUGAUGAUGAUUAUAAAAACAGAACAAAUAAUUUGAUAAUGAAGUUGAGAGAAAUAAAAUUAGAAAAUGAGAGGCUACAUUUCGAAUUACAACAAUUAAAAGAAAUAACAAAUCGUAAUACAAAAUGUGAAAGUUGCGGGUCCGAUAGAAUUACUGUUGCUGUUGAUAAGACAACAAGUGCAUGUUGUCAAAUUAAUCCUAGUCCUUCAACAAUAUUUACUUUACAAUCACAGUUAGAAGAAGUUCAAAGUUCUAGGAACGUUUUGAUAGAAACUAUAAAACAUUUGCAAGAGAAAAUUCAUAAUUUGAAUGAAACACGAAAACACGAGAUUGAUGAAAUAAAAGCUGCUCAUGAUUUCCAUAUCAUCGAAUGUAAAUCAGAAUUGAAAAAGGAGCUGUCUGAACUGUACGAGAAAAAGUUGCAAGAGGAGAUACGCAAUUUUGAGAAAAAAUUAAAAGAACUUGAGGAUAUUAUUGAUUUGAAUAAAUGUAAAUUCGAAGAUGAAAAAAACAAGAUGACAACUGAAAAGGUGAAAAUAAUCAACAACAAAGAUUUUGAAAUUGAACAGUUAAAAAAAGAAUUGGAGGAGCAGAAAACUAACAUACAUUCUAUUUUGAAUAAAUUACCUGAACCUAAAGAGUCAAUCGAUAACAAUACUGAAAUUUUAAAGUCAAAAGUGGAUCAGUUAGAGAAACGCUUGUUCAAAACGGAGAAAUCUAAAUCGAAAUGCAUCAGAGUGUACGAGGCUAAAUUGGCCAAUUUGCAAAGAGAGAAACAUUUGACGGAGUGUUCGCUUCAACUCCAAUUGGUCAGGCAGAGGGCUCAGGUGAUUAGCGAUGUGUCGGACGAGAGCCAGGCCGAAUUGGCAACAACACUAGACAAAUUAGAGACUAAGUACAAAGAGAUAGUGGCCAAUGUCCAAUCAACAGCGAUACAAAGAAGGGUGCAGGAUCAAAUGGCUCUCGACUCAAUUGUGCAGGCGACAAUUAAGACUGAAAAUAUUCUAUCUCACAGGGUUACGAACCGCAGCCAAUUGUCGGGGAGAACUAUGCAAAAUCAAAGCCGGGACGAGAAUGGUUUUGAUAGUGAGAUUUCAUCUUUAUUACGUGGCAAUAAGGUUGGUAAUGUGAUGGUGGGUAACAAGUCAUUUGGUGAGGAUAGUGUGGGGGGCUAUUGCCUCGACGGAGAAAGAAUGGGUCAACUAUUUGAGAGGGUGUACAUUCCUCAGAGGGACACAGGCGAUGGCCAUUUGAAGAAGUAG